UUCGAGUUUAAAGUUUCUAAUUUUUUUGUUAUCAGCCGACAACAGUGUGCGCUUUUCAAAGAAAAUUAAACGCCCUAUAAAAACGUCCCCAAAUUAGAAUCUUGGCGGGAAAAACUACUUCCACGAACGCCCGUGAAUCACGACAUAAGUGGUGCGAGAGAGGAUUCCAAAUUAUUAAAUUGGUGUUUACAAAUACCACAAUCGCUUGUGUUAUAUUAAGUGCGUUCAAUUUAAAGGAUGGAUCUUGAUCUUCAAGGGAGAUAAUAACGGAUACUGCGUAUUAACUGACAGUGGUGUACAUGUAUACCAAUACGCAAUGCGAGAAAAAUAAAGAUCCAUGGAAGGCGCUUCCAAAAACAAACGCAAGAAACAACACCAUAAGUUUCUUGGAAACCUGCCGUAUUGGAAACUUGCUUUGCUUGACUCUUUUCAUCUUAUAAAUAAAAAAGACCAACAAAACUGUUCAAUUUCCGCAAUCAUUUGGGUUUUGUCAAUCAACUCAUUGUCAAAGUCUUGAAAUCCAGCUUUGUAUUUUUACACUAGCUCCUACGCCUAUGCACGCUUUAAUUCAUCGGGCGGUGUAGUUUACUCAGUCUCAAAGACCUGUUGCCGAAAUGAGGUUCGUCGUAUGGAAAAUCAGUGCGAUUUUGAUUAUUUUCUUGAUUGCGGCUAUCGAUGCCGACCCCAAAAGAUCUUCCGGUGGUCGGAGUCGGGGUAAGAGCAGCGGUUCCGGAAGCUGGUGGUCAUCGAGAAGAAAAUCUUCGGGAAGCAGUACCCCCACCAAGACCGACGUCAAACCGGACAGCGCACCUGGCAAUGUCAAACCCUCGGCCCCCAAAGCCGAACCUGCGAUCAAAAAAGAAUCCUCAAAGACCCAACAAGCUAGUCCAGGCCAGCACAACCAACCUCAGCAGCCUAUAGGCUGGAACGUCGGCCAUAAUACCAAUACCAACCCCCAAACCGGAGGAGGAUGGAGAUCCGGGUACCAAAAUCAAGCCGCACCCCCUGCAUAUUCCGCUUCUGCUCACCACCCCAGCUACGGAGCAGCGCCACCGGCUUACAAUGGACAAGCAACUUGGGGCUCACCUCCAGGUUACUCAGCUCAUGGAACUCCCUACGGUGGACACUAUGGUGGAUUCGGUCAAAAUAAUUAUCCUCACCAGACGGGCGGAUAUCAUCCUCACCAAUCGUUCUCGGGUUACCAUCAAAGUCCUGUGAUGGGAGGGAUGGGUAUAGGGCAGUCGUGGGGAGGCAGCGGCUUUGGUUACGGUAAUAAAGGUUAUGGAGGGUACGGAGGUGGAUUCGGUGGAAUGGGCGGCUACGGAGGAAUGGGUGGCUUCGGUGGACCCGGCUACUACCCCAUGAAAAAAUCUGGCGGCUUUUUUAGCGGAAGCACAUUGCGAAACGUGUUGACGGGCAUGAUGGUCUGGCAUUUGGCGUCCAGUUUAUUCAAGAGACCUUACACUGUCCAUAAUUAUUAUAACCAGCCAGCCGACGCGAAGGUUCCCGAAAUACAGUUGCCCGCGAACGUGCUGACAUUGUGCGAUGGUAAUGUUACCAGUCUUUGUGCACCAGAGACAAUUCCGGUGUGCACGACGAACGGAACUGUCAUAUGCGCGGCGGCGGCCAAUCAGCGCGCGCCGUGUCAUCAAGACCCCGCCCUGUCGUGCGUCGACACGACGGUACCGUGCGCAGACGCCAACGACCCGCUGUGUCAAAACUCCACGAAGAAAGAUCGUCUCGAAGCGGUCGUCAACAUGCCUUGCCUGACCAACCUCACCUUGGACGUAAACCUGUUGGACAAAAGCAGUACCCAGCCGAACACCAACUACGUGUACUGUGUGACGACAAUGGCGGUAGCAGGUCCGAAAUACGACUCGUGCAAAGACCUCGGCAAUUCGACCAACGACUACAGGACGGUUCUAAACGGGCACUACGAAUGGUUCUUGGAGUCGGACGGGUUCCGGAGAAACUACUCCGUGUACAAUUACGAGCGUCCCAUGGAAGUAAGCGGAGAGAUUCACAUGCCGGUCAACGUGUUGGUCAACUGUAGCGAGAACGCUACGAAAAUAUGCGCACCGGCGACAGCGCACGUGUGCACUACGUUCAACGAAAUCAUGUGCGUAGCGUCUACGAGCGUGAUCGAAGAAUGUUCGUCGACGAACGGGAGUUGCGUCAAGAGUACCGUACCGUGUCUGGAGGGCAGCGAGGAUAAGUUUUGUCAAAACGCGAACGAAACGACGAGAGAGGUCGAAAUCGAGCUGCCAUGUUUUGCGAACAUCACCAUCAACGCGCCGAUCAGUAACUUCCAGCUGGAGGAGUACAACGGCACGUUGCCCGAACAGCUUCUCAAUUCUAGUUACACCUAUCACUACAGUUUUUGCGUCGUGACGUUAGCGCUGCCGGGAUCUGACGCGGAUUUGUGCGUAAUAUAGUCAUAAUAUAGAUAGUGAUUAGAUUGUGUUGUUUCAAUAAAAAUACGU
Molecule: messenger RNA, 2483 nt
Organism: Cylas formicarius (sweet potato weevil)
Lineage: Eukaryota; Metazoa; Arthropoda; Insecta; Coleoptera; Brentidae
Exons: 5
Coding region: 615-2435 (606 amino acids)
Source: RefSeq, a predicted model, not a curated record